This is a messenger RNA of Necator americanus (New World hookworm), 384 nucleotides long. RefSeq lists its product as uncharacterized. The transcript has 2 exons. The coding region runs from base 1 to 384 and encodes 127 amino acids. The record is from RefSeq and is a predicted model, not a curated record. Lineage: Eukaryota; Metazoa; Nematoda; Chromadorea; Rhabditida; Ancylostomatidae.
AUGUACGAGGUUUUGGAGCGGAUUAUCUUGGACCGACUUAUCAAGCAUCGCGAUGAAAUAGCGCGCGACGAGCAAGCUGACCAGAUGUUCAUCGUUAGGAGAGUGAUCGAAAUCUGGCAGGGUUUCGCUAUCGAUGACAUUGUGGGAAGAAUCGUCGAGUCGAACAGUCCAGCCGACAUCAUCCUAGAACCAUUAAGGCGCCUCUUGACCGAUCUCGAGAACGCUGACGAUGUUGUUAUAUUCGCGGGAAGCAUUACGAAACUCCAACAUGUUGUCAACCUUGUAUCGAAGCUGGCUGCAGCCUACGUCUACGCCCUGAUAAAUGCAUGCAGAUGUGCAUCUCUUCGAGACCUCGAACGGGGAUUUGGAUGGAAAGACAACUAA